Sugiyamaella lignohabitans is the source of this 360-nucleotide messenger RNA. RefSeq names its product Sec63 complex subunit SEC66 (gene SEC66). The coding region runs from base 1 to 360 and encodes 119 amino acids. The record is from RefSeq and is a predicted model, not a curated record. Gene Ontology annotation, biological process: post-translational protein targeting to membrane, translocation. NCBI's taxonomy places the organism in Eukaryota, Fungi, Ascomycota, Dipodascomycetes, Dipodascales, Trichomonascaceae. Gene Ontology annotation, cellular component: Sec62/Sec63 complex. The transcript has a single exon.
AUGAAAGCGGCCAUUUUGAAAUGGGCAGCCGAGGACAUUCGACAGAUGAUCCGAAUGAACGACUCGAAACAGUACUUAACGGUGCUGCACCAACGGGGUUCGGUCGGUGACGAUAUCUGGAAACGAUUCACCAUGUCCGAGAAGUUCUUACAACUGGAACUCGAAGAUAUCCGACGAGAAGCCGAGGCCAUCCACCCCAACUGGACCCAGCAACUAUUCCAAACGGCCAGCGAAAUCGCCCAAAACGAGGGUCUCCGUAAACGCAUCAACGAGUUCCCGGCCCAGCAACAGGAGUACCGCCAGGCCUUUGAGGCUCUCCGCGAAAACAGCAUCAAAGAACUGACCUCCGAAAAGAACUAG